Molecule: messenger RNA, 1498 nt
Organism: Hyalella azteca
Lineage: Eukaryota; Metazoa; Arthropoda; Malacostraca; Amphipoda; Hyalellidae
Exons: 4
Coding region: 94-519 (141 amino acids)
Source: RefSeq, a predicted model, not a curated record
GGUAAAGUUGUAUAUAUUAUAUAAAUUGUUUUCAGAAGAUUUUUCUGAUAACAGAAUUGUGACAAAGCUCAAAGCUCUCAUCAACUGGACAUAAUGAAACUGAUAGAAUCCUCAUUGUUUGAUCUUCAAAGGAAGAGGAAACUUAACACCGAGGAUGAGUGUCAAGGUUUUAAGCGCCAUCGCAUGUGCGAGCCUCUUAUAGCAGCAGACGUCAUACAGGAUAAUCUACAGCGAGAAUUUCUCAGCCAUGGAGUGAUGUCAUUGUCCACAAGUCACUGCAAGAAAUACCCCAUCAGUGGGGAACCUUUGGAUGGCAUCUGCCCCAAACAACCUGUCACAACUGCUGCAUCUUGUGGUGCUGCUGCUGGAGUAGUGCGCUCACCUCCCAAAGUUGGACCUUGCUUACGUUGUCUUGGUGGCGAGAGCGUGAGGAACAAGGCCACUGGAGACACAUGCUGUGAACACGCCCAUGCUGUACAAGUCAUCGACGCGACGCUCGUUGCCCUCACGUGUACCUGAUCUGUACCUCAGCUCAUUGAUUGCUGUUGGAACUGUGAAUGAAUGAUAAUAUUUACGUGCGACUAUUCCGACACACUUUUGUUCAGCAAGAUGCUAUUUAUCUCCUUGAAGUACCUCAUGAAAUUAUUCAUUAGAUCAAAUUUAUUAUUAAUUUGAACAUUUAAGGCCAAUAAUUCUAAACUGGAUGGAGCACGCCUGUUCAGUGGUGCGUAUGUUGUGCUGUCGUCUCGAGUCACCACGUGCUGUUGAUUCAAUUUCCUAUAUAAUUUGUUUAUAAUCCAGCUCGUAAUAACGCUUUAUCUGCGUUUGGGUAUGUGGGCUUAUGCUUUUUAAUAUACUAGGUUCACAUAUUGCAUGGUUUGCUGCUCAUGCUCUAGCUAGGAUAUUUUGUAGGAAAUACAUGUACCAGCGGGACCAAUUCCAUCAACGGGUACGACUUACCCGCUAGACUUGAUCCAUUAAUAUCAAGGAGGCGAGCGGAAGUUGCUGGUAGAAACUUGGCUGGGAAGAGGCUGCGCUGCUUAUUCCUCUGAACUUGCAUUCUAUGGAAAUUGUCCUGCUCUUGAUCUCUUGCAUUUACUUUAAGUUGCGUUUAUAGCGGUGAAUUACCUCACUUUAAUCGUGUUUAAUUAAAACAUUGGUUAUGAAAAGGUGCCCAAACCUAGCUUUAUCUACUCGGCUGAUGACGGGAUGGUUUGUCACGUGUGUGCGUCAGUCGAUUAUCUUGCAUGCCAGCGUGACCUUUGUGGCCAACAGACCCCAGGAAUUAAGCUAAAUAUCUUAGACAAAGUUAACGAAGAUGAUCGGUUGUAAAUGAAGUACGUAUUGUAAUGAAUUGUUAGUUUCUGCUCGUAGAAGCGCGGUCAUAUUACAUAAUUAGACUUAAAUGUAUGAAGCUUAACUGCUAAAGUCUGGUUGAUGUAGACGCUAAUUAAGAUAUGAAUAUAAUAUGUUAACCAUCAAACAAGGCGAAAGCUUU